Molecule: messenger RNA, 2232 nt
Organism: Athene cunicularia (burrowing owl)
Lineage: Eukaryota; Metazoa; Chordata; Aves; Strigiformes; Strigidae
Gene: NMT2
Product: N-myristoyltransferase 2
Exons: 13
Coding region: 1-1590 (529 amino acids)
Biological process (GO): N-terminal peptidyl-glycine N-myristoylation
Cellular component (GO): cytoplasm
Molecular function (GO): glycylpeptide N-tetradecanoyltransferase activity
Source: RefSeq, a predicted model, not a curated record
AUGUUCAACACAGAAGCCCUUGGGAGUCAGCUCAAGGACACAGUGGCAUCGUUUGCUGUAUGUGAGAUAUUAGAGGAAAAGGCGAAAGUUUGUGGACAGUUCAAGAAAGUAGAAGAGCACCUCAUUAAACGAGUCUUAGCAAAGGCUUUUGGCCUUCCAGUUGGACAUUUGGGUGUUUUCUUGCACACUUCAGCUCUGACAAGAAGUCCUGGAGGGGAUUUGGGAGCGAAGAAGAAGAAAAAGAAGCAGAAGAGAAAAAAGGAGAAACCAAAUUCUGGAGGCACCAAAUCAGAUUCUGCAUCUGACUCCCAGGAGAUUAAAAUUCAACAGCCUUCAAAAAAUCCAGCCAUUCCAAUGCAGAAGCUUCAAGACAUCCAGAGAGCAAUGGAGCUGCUCUCUGCAUGCCAAGGCCCAGCAAAGAAUAUUGAUGAGGCUACCAAACGUAAAUACCAGUUUUGGGAUACACAACCUGUACCUAAACUUAAUGAAGUUAUAACUUCACAUGGUGCAAUUGAACCAGAUAAGGACAAUGUCCGCCUAGAGCCAUAUUCAUUGCCACAAGGUUUUAUGUGGGACACAUUGGAUCUUAGCAAUGCUGAAGUUCUGAAGGAGUUAUACACGCUGUUAAAUGAGAAUUAUGUAGAAGAUGAUGAUAAUAUGUUUAGGUUUGAUUAUUCACCUGAAUUUCUUCUGUGGGCGCUACGUCCUCCAGGCUGGUUACCCCAGUGGCACUGUGGGGUUAGAGUGUCUUCAAACAAAAAACUGGUAGGAUUCAUAAGUGCCAUCCCUGCAAAUAUUCGUAUUUAUGACAGUGUGAAGAAGAUGGUAGAAAUCAAUUUUCUGUGUGUCCAUAAGAAACUGAGAUCUAAACGGGUAGCACCUGUACUGAUUCGGGAAAUAACCAGAAGAGUAAACCUGGAAGGAAUUUUUCAGGCUGUUUACACUGCUGGAGUGGUACUUCCCAAACCUGUGGCCACUUGCAGGUAUUGGCAUCGAUCACUGAAUCCCAGAAAAUUGGUGGAGGUGAAAUUUUCACAUUUGAGUAGAAACAUGACUCUACAAAGAACAAUGAAGCUCUACAGACUUCCUGAUGCCACAAAGACUUUGGGUUUGAGACCAAUGGAACAGAAAGAUACUAAAGCAGUACAAGAAUUAAUCAACGCUUACUUGAAACAGUUUAAUCUUGCUCCUGUGAUGGAUGAAGAAGAGGUAGCCCACUGGUUCCUGCCCCGGGAUCAUAUUAUUGACACUUACGUAGUAGAGGGCUCAAAUGGUAUUUUAACAGACUUCCUGAGUUUCUACACGUUACCUUCAACAGUGAUGCACCAUCCUGUUCAUAAAAGCUUGAAAGCUGCCUAUUCGUUUUACAAUAUUCAUACAGAGACCCCCCUCUUGGACUUAAUGAAUGAUGCACUCAUUAUAGCUAAAUUGAAAGGAUUUGAUGUGUUCAAUGCACUAGACUUAAUGGAAAACAAAACAUUCCUGGAAAAACUGAAGUUUGGGAUUGGAGAUGGAAAUUUGCAGUAUUAUUUGUACAACUGGAGGUGUCCUGGCAUGGAAUCCGAAAAGGUUGGUCUUGUUUUACAAUGAGGACACGUUUCUAGAACUCUGAGGUCAUCAUUUGAAUUAAUUUGAUCUCCAUAACUCUUGGAACGGUAUUGUUCAAGAGAAGUAAAAGCACAACGUCCGUGAUACUGAAAUAGCCCAUUAAAGCUGAACAAUGAAGACAUCCAGAUGUGACCAAAUUUAUGCAUUUUCAGAUAGAUCAGAAGGUUCAUGAAACACUUUUAUUGUCCAUGAAAAGAAUAAAAGCACAUUCAUUUAAGUUUCAAAGCUUAGCUUGCACCUUGAUGAGAAGAAGGUAUUUUUUUCCACUCUGUAGAAAAGACUGUUUUGUACAAACUGAACUUCAGUGGUGGAUUAGGGUACAAAAAUAUUUGCUAUUAUGUGGAUGAACUGCUGCAUUUCUAUUUAUUAAGUGGUGGUGUAUGUUUGUCAGUGUAACAGAAUGAAGGAUACAAACUUGAGUAUCUUUGCUUAUUUACUUCACAUGGAUAUCAUCAUUUGGGGGAAAAUCAUGAAGUACGAUACGUUUGUAGCUCUAUGAAAGUCCUGGAUGUUUUUGUAACUGGAGCAGUAUGACAAUGUACUGGUUUAACUAGUGCAUUUGUUUCUCCAUAAGCAACGCUGCCAAAUCAAUAAAAAUACAGAUUUGUACUUUGAUCUUCAAUA